AGUAUACGCCCCACUCCUGUAGACAUCAGUAAGAGGUUCAAGUUUGUAUAACACAGAAGGUGAGGACAAUUUAUGCUGCAGCAACAUCCCUAGAUCAGUGUCCAGUGUCCCAGACUAACAUCUCUAAUGCUUCCAAUGUUUCUGUUUGGGAUCUUGCACACAGAGGCUGUCUAUCACAAGAAAGCCUCACAUCACGGAUAGACAAUCUGAAGAAGGACUUUGUUCAAGUUCAUGCUCUUGAAGUAGCAGAGGAGUUGCUGAAAAAGAACAGACAUAUUGCCAUCAACGGAGCUCCAGGGGAUGGGAUAACCACCAUUGCUUUAAUGCUUUGUGAUAAAUAUCUCAAGAAAAAUCAUAGCAUAUUGUUCGUAGAAAACGUUGACCUUUUUGGUGUUAACACGAUAAUCAAAAGGAACAAUGACAUGCUUGUUGUCUUUGACAUCAUUUUUGGCUCUGUUACAUUACUGUCAAGUUUAGAAGCUAUCCACAAAGUGUUCAGUGCCUUGGUUGAAUCUGUGUGUGUCUUGAGUGUGUCACAACCAGAUAAAGUUGCUUCAGGACAGACAUUCAAGCUUCACUUUCUUUUCACAUCACGAACCUACAACUGGAAUGAGGGAUGUUCUAGACUGCAUCAGUUCAAAGGCAGUCUCUUCGAUUCACAAGUCGUCAUUGAUUUGACAAAAACAGGCCUUACAGAAAAAGAAAAGGAAUCCAUUCUCACAUCCUUUAUGAGAGGAUAUCCACUGUUCGACAUUUCUCAGGAGGAUAUGAAGGCUAUUACACAGUAACAAAACAGCAUGUUUGGAUUCCCACUGACCAGUAGACUGUACGUCCAUAACACAGUCUUCCAAACAGAGACACGAGACCUUGACAACAUUGUCCGAGAACUCAGUAGCAGAUCAGCAGCUCUUAUUCUUCUCAUCCUGUGUGGUGGGGAACUGGACCUUGUUUCCUUUCAACAAGGAACGAGAGGAGCCUACACCGCCCUGUUUCAUGCUGUACAGGAGGUGGUGCCAUCGUGUACUCCAACGGAUAUUGAUAACGAAAUCAGAAAUUUCAAUGGCUCCUACUGUAGAGUGGAGAAUAAUGCAGCUUCCUUCUCACAUCCAUCCAUCUAUGAUGCGGCAGCAUGUGCCCUUGGUAAUAUCAACCCUGUGUUGUUGUUAAAGCAUUGCUCUAUGAAAUUUUUGUAUGAAAGAGUAAGACAGGGUAAGCAGGAUCAACAAGUGCCAACAAUCACAGAUGAUGUCACAAACAUGAUGUACAUCACGACUCACCUAUACCCAAUAGUAGUGACCAGGCUGGUGGAAGGCAUACAACACGGAUGUUUCAGAUUGACACUCCCCCAUCCUCUAUUGAGGGACGCCCAAUUUGCCUCCUUACUAUAUGAACAACUGGCUGAUCACUUGCAACACAUUGUUACACAGAAGGACGCUGAUUCUGGUGAAUGUUUCAUUUAUUAUGUUUCACUGUCAGAUAAUGAUUUACUAUUUGCCCAUUCCUUGGAAGUACUUGGUAGAAGGGAAAAUAUCCAUGCUCUUUCAGUCGAGACUGUGACGUACCUCAAUGAUGCUUUAUUAGCCUGUGUGCGAAGUAAUAAGCCCCAACGUCUUGGACAAAUAAUAUAUAUGCUUCAGGAAGGGCAUAUGUUUGAUGUAAACUGGAGAAAGGGAGAUAGAACCCUGUUGAUGUUUGCUGCAGAGUCAGGGAAUUUGGACGUGUUCAACGUAUUGUUAAAGUGGAAAGCAGACAUAUUACUUACUGACUGGAAAGGAUAUACUUGUCUUCACCACGCUUGUAAAUCAGGGAGCAAAGAUGUCAGUAUAGCUAUUGUAAAGCUUUUUCCUGAUUUGAUUAAUGUAUUUGCCGAGAAAGGCCUGACAGCUGCCAUGUUGUGUUGUUUGUCUGGUCAGAAUGAAGUUCUGAAAGAACUUGUGCGGCAAGGAGCAAAUCUCAGUCUCACUGACAAAAAAGGUAGAAACUGUCUUCAUUUGGUUUGUGAAAGUGGACCCCUAUCUACAGUGAAAUAUUUGAUGUCUCUGAAAACAAUUGAUAUCAAAAGUAAAGGAAGUUUUGGGCAGACACCGGUUAUGUUGGCAGCAGAGAAUGGACAGUUAGAUAUUUAUAAUCUUCUUGUAUCAAAGGGUGCUGAUCUGUCACUUACUGAUGGUAACCACAAUGAUUGUCUGAUGUUGGCUUGUAUGGGAGGCAACAAGCAUAUUGUGAAACACCUCUUGCCUUUGAAACUGUUUGACAUCAACAGGAGAGGAAUGCUUUACCAGACCCCAGUUAUGUUGGCAGCUGUGAGGGGACAUGUUGAGGUUUAUGAUCUUCUUGUAUCUGAGAGGGCGGAUCUGUCACUUACUGAUGAUAACGGCUAUGAUUGUCUGAUGUUGGCUUGUAUGGGAGGUAGCAUGACUAUUGUGAAACGGCUCUUAUCUGUGAUAACAUUUGACAUCAAUAGGAGAGGAUGGCGUAACCAGACCCCAGUUAUGUUGGCAGCACAGAGAGGACAUGUUGAGGUUUAUGAUCUUCUUGUAUCAGAGAAGGCGGAUCUGUCAUUUAUCGAUUUCCACUUAUGUGAUUGCCUGAUGUUGGCAUGUGAAGGGGGUAGCAUGCCUAUUGUGAAACACCUCUUAUCCUCGAUAACAUUUGACAUCAAUAGGAGAGGAUCGGUUAAACAGACCCCAGUAAUGUUGGCAGCACAGAGAGGACAUGUUGAGGUUUAUGAUCUUCUUGUAUCAAUGGGGGCUGAUCUGUCACUUACUGAUGAGGCCAACAAUGAUUGUCUGAUGUACGCAUGUGUUGGAGGUAGCACGCCUAUUGUGAAACACCUAUUAUCCUUAAAAAAUGCAGUUGACAUCAAUAGGAGAGGUUGGUUAAAAAGAACACCAGUCAUGGUGGCAGCAGUGAGAGGACAAGUUGAGGAUUAUACUCUUCUUGUAUCAGAGGGGGCGGAUCUGUCACUCACUGAUUGUAGCAACAAGGAUUGUCUGAUGUUGGCAUGUGAGGGAGGGAGCAUGCCUAUUGUAAAACACCUAUUAUCCUUGAAAACAGUAGACAUCCAUAGGAGAGGGUGGAUUAACCGGACACCAGUUAUGGUGGCAGCAGAGAAAGGACAUUUUGCUGUUUAUAAUCUUCUUGUAUCAGAGGGGGCUGAUCUGUCACUUUCUGAUGAUAACAACAAUGAUUGUCUGAUGUUGGCAUGUGAAGGAGGUAGCCUCCCAAUUGUUAAACAUCUCUUAUCCUUGAAAACAUUUGACAUCAAUAGGAGAGAAUCGGUUAACUGGACACCAGUUAGGUUGGCAUUAUUGAGAGGACAUGUUGAUAUGUAUAAUCUUCUUGUAUCAGAGGGAGCCGAUCUGUGACUUUCUGCAUCACAUGUCCCCUUUGGCAACUCUGCAUAACUGUAGAGAAGAAAAAGAAUUGUCUAUAGUAAUUACUGUGUAAUUAGCAAGCUGCCAUCUUCAAUACAUAUAUGCUACAGAGGCCCGUUACAUACAGUCUCACAUUAAGAAUCAUUAUGGAUAGAAAAUAUUGAUAACUAGUUUGUUCUGCGGCUGCCCACGGUUCUCUUGUGCACACACAGGAGCUCCACAAGAUUGGCUCAUCUCUUAAUAACCUACGGUAAUGAUUGAGUCAUCCUAACUGUCUCACUGUCCAGCUUUGUUUAGCCUUAUUUGAGACAAGGAAAACCAUGCGGGGAUAACUAUCCAGACAAAUACAGUCUCAAGAUGAUUCUCUUAGAAGAUAAUGACAAUAAAAGCACCAAAACCCUUUCCAUAUUAAAUAGCUAAAAGCAGAGUCGAUUGCACGAUUUCCGAUUAUAUCAUGAGCAUGUGUUUAUGAAUCACUCUCAAAUAGUGAUGAUACCAGGUGUUGCGAAAAGGUGAGCAUAACCUGCUCCACUGGUGGAACCUGUCACAAACACAUGACAACACAAGUCAAGUUCUUCAGGAAGUUGUCCCUUACUGAUCCGCUCACUGAUGAUUACAAAAAUGAUUGUCUGAUGCUGGCUUGUAUGGGAGGUAGCAUGCCUAUUGUGAAACACCUCUUUUCCGUGAAAUCAUUUGACAUCAAUACGAGACAAUAGUUCAACAAGUUAUGUUGGCGGCACAGAGAGGACAUAUUGAUGUUUAUUAUCUUCUUGUAUCAGGGGAUGCAGAUCUUUGUCACUAACUGAUUUGAUGAACAAACAUUGUCUUGACACCAGUUCUGUUGGCAGCAGUGAAACAACAUGUUGAUGUGUACAGUUUUCUUCUAUCAGAGGGGUCAGAUCUGUCACUUACUGAUUUCUUCAUUUAGAAGUUGGAGUACUAAGUAAGGAAAAGAAUUUAUGGAUAAACAACUUCUUUAUUACAAUUA
Molecule: messenger RNA, 4365 nt
Organism: Haliotis rufescens (red abalone)
Lineage: Eukaryota; Metazoa; Mollusca; Gastropoda; Lepetellida; Haliotidae
Product: serine/threonine-protein phosphatase 6 regulatory ankyrin repeat subunit A-like
Exons: 3
Coding region: 798-3368 (856 amino acids)
Molecular function (GO): protein binding
Source: RefSeq, a predicted model, not a curated record